UUGUAGAUUUUUCUGGAAGUUAAUUAUUUAAAAAUGAUUUUGAAUCCAGCUAAAGCAAUUUUAAUACCAAGUAAAACAGCCUUGCUUAUUUGUGAUAUGCAAGAGAAAUUUGCCAAAGUUAUCUAUGAAUUUAACAAAAUUGUUACUCAUUCUUCAAAAUUGAUCCAAGCUUGCAAAAUAUUAGAUAUACCAAUGAUAGUUACCGAACAAUAUCCAAAGGCAUUAGGUAAAACAAUAUCAGAAUUAAAUAUAUCUGGAGCCAAAGGCCCUUUUCCUAAAACUCAAUUCAGCAUGUACACUUCAGAGGUAUGUAAAGAACUCUCUUCACUUUGCAAUAACGAACCUCCGGCAUCAAUUAUUCUCAUAGGUAUCGAGUCUCAUGUUUGCGUAGAAAAUACAGCAAUUGACUUAAAAAAAAAUGGUUUCGAAGUACAUACUGUAGCCGAUUGUUGUUCAUCUCGAACUAAAGAAGACAAAUUACUUGCUUUAGAGAGAAUGAGACAAAUAGGAUGUUUCAUUGCAUCGUCUGAAAAUAUAAUUUUUAAACUCUUAGGAGAUGCCAAACACAAGGACUUCAAACAAAUUCAAGGUUUAAUUAAAAAUAUAAAUACCGAUUAAAUUCUUAAUAUCUAUAAUUAUUACUAUAACA
Messenger RNA from Ceratosolen solmsi marchali, 649 nucleotides. Its product is annotated as isochorismatase domain-containing protein 2, mitochondrial. The record is from RefSeq and is a predicted model, not a curated record. Bases 34 to 618 code for a protein of 194 amino acids. The transcript is spliced from 4 exons. Lineage: Eukaryota; Metazoa; Arthropoda; Insecta; Hymenoptera; Agaonidae.